GACUAUUUCUGUUAGGCUAUUUAUAAGAGUAACAGCAGUCAUUCCCGUGAUAUGAGCUGAAGAAAAAAUACAAUAAACAUGAAGCCUAUACGAAUAGCUCCAACGCAAGACUUUAGUCUCUGUCCAUCAAUAGGCUAUAGCUCAUUUGGCUUUGAAGAAGAUAGGAAAAACUUGUGAAAUGACAUUUAGCUGGUGAAGAAUUGGAAAACUGCGCGUUCCAGAGUUCCCCCAGAACAGCCCGUGUUUGUCUGAAAUUAAAGCAGAGAGACUCGUGCUCGCCUGAAGUGACGUCUCAGGGCGACUUUGAAGAUUCUGCAUGAGGUUAGAUUGUGGCCAGACCGAAAUGAAAUGAGUGGCUAACGACUGACCUCUUCCGCUGCACCACCACCACCAGCAACCUGUAGCAUCUAACCAGUGCCUCUCCACCAGCCUGAUACACCCACACCCACACCCACAGAACACCAUCAGACUGUGACAUCAGGUGCAAGGGGAUGACCGAACGCAUUCACCACAUUAAUCUCCACAACUUUAGCAAUUCUGUACUUGAGACCCUCAAUGAGCAGCGAAACCGCGGGCACUUCUGUGACGUGACGGUUCGGAUCCACGGAAGCAUGCUGCGAGCUCACCGCUGUGUGCUGGCUGCUGGCAGCCCCUUCUUUCAGGACAAGCUGCUCCUGGGCUACAGUGACAUCGAGAUCCCCUCGGUGGUUUCUGUGCAGUCCGUCCAGAAACUGAUUGACUUCAUGUACAGCGGCGUGCUGCGGGUCUCCCAGUCCGAGGCGCUGCAGAUCCUCACGGCCGCCAGCAUACUUCAGAUCAAGACCGUCAUCGACGAGUGCACCCGCAUUGUUUCGCAGAACGUGGGCAUCGCUGGACCUGGCGGCUUUUCCGUGGUCCCAGGAGACUCGGGGCAGGAGACGCCUCGGGGAACUCCUGAGUCUGGCACGUCCGGCCCCAGCAGUGAUACCGAAUCAGGCUACAUGCAAACAUCUCACCAGAGCCUUGACCGCGUUUACUCCUCGCUGUACUCCAGCUGUUCUGGGUUGGGUCUGCAAAACGGUACCCGUGGGAAUCGCUCCCACUAUGCCAGCGCCGUGGCCAACGCCAGCUACGACUCGCCCCUUCCACUACAGCAGAAGGAGGGAGGGCAGGACCCUGCCUGGAUCACACGCAUCCACGAGCGCUCGCAACAGAUGGAGCGCUUCCUGGCCACGUCUGAGAGUACACACUGCCGGAAACAGCCUCGUCCCGUGAGGCUCCACACUGGUGACCUUCACAUCAAGCAGGAGCAAGGGGACGAGUACACCUGCUACGGGCUGGAGGACUGCCGCGAGGACGGAGAGCAGCUGGAGUGUGUCGAGAGCGAGCCCAAAGGAGAGAGCUUCGACUCCGGCGUCAGCUCGUCCAUCGGCACAGAAACGGAUUCUGUGGAGCAGCCCUUCUCGUCUGCGUUCGCUCGAGACAACUGCCCGAAUAAAGGCCUGCAAGGUGAGCGGGGAACCCCUGUGCAGAUCGAGGUCAACGAUUCAUCCCCCGAGCAGACCCAAGAGUCGGUGGAAGACGAGAACAGAAACGGUCCUUCUCAAGAGAGUGGCGAGCUCGGACUCCAUCAGCUGCCACAAGCAUCCCAGCCGAUGCCUGUCGGGCCGUACCUGCGGCCAGGUGAGCCACUUACCAGCAACCUGCGGAUGCCCCUCACCCUGACCAGCAACAGCCAGGUAAUGGGAUCCGCAGGCAACACGUACUUGCCUACGCUCUUCACAACCCAGUCAGCCAGCGACAACAAGCCUUUCCUCUUCAGCCUGCCCCAGUCCAUUGGGAGUCAGCAGCCCCAGUUUGUGGCGGUGCCCUCUCCCAGCAUGCCCCCGUUCCCCGGCGGACUGACCGUGCCACCGGGUGGAAGUCAACAGCAGGGUGGUGCUUCUGUGGGACAGCACGGGGAGAAGAAGCCCUACGCGUGCACUCUUUGUUCCAAGACCUUCACUGCCAAACAAAACUUUGUGAAACACAUGUUUGUGCACACAGGUGAGAAGCCGCACCAGUGCAGUAUCUGCUGGCGUUCGUUCUCGCUGAAGGAUUAUCUCAUCAAACACAUGGUCACACACACAGGCGUCCGAGCGUACCAGUGCAGCAUCUGCAACAAACGCUUCACCCAGAAGAGCUCGCUCAACGUCCACAUGCGCCUGCACCGUGGAGAGAAGUCCUAUGAGUGCUACAUCUGCAAGAAGAAGUUCUCCCACAAGACCCUGCUGGAGCGCCACAUGGCCCUGCACAGCUCCGAGACCGGGGUGUCCGGGGUCAGCGCCGCAGGGAGCGCCGGAGGCCCCGCGUCCAUCCCCGUGCCCAUGGCUGUUCCCGAGCCAGGAGCAGGAGUGGUGUCUCUCGCCAUGCCGGUGGGAGUGGGCGGAGCCGGGGGCGGAGUCGGGGGCGGAGUCGGGAGCAGUGGAGUGAGCGUCGCUGCCGAAGCAAGCUGCCAGGAGGGGACCACCUACAUGUGCUCCGUGUGCCCUGUCAAGUUUGACCAAAUCGAGCACUUCAAUGACCACAUGCGCAAGCAUGUCUCCGAUGGAUAAGUACAAAUUAAAAAAAACAUGAAAAAGAAUUCAAUGAUACAGAAAACGGCACUAGAUUUUUUUUUUUUUCUUAUAUUGGGGCAUGAAGAGUAAUGAGUAUAGACACUGGCACAUUAAGUUUUCUAGAAAAAAAUAAGCGUUUAAUUUCUUUUCUUUCUUUUUUUUUUUUUUUUGUCCUUGCUAUUCUUAAAGAAUAAAAAAAGAUGGUGGCCUUAAGGCUGUGUAGUUGGAUGACGAUCCACUGGCUGGAUCCAUACUACUGGCCUCUAAAUGUAUGCUUUCCUUAAAUACUGAUUUAUGUGUUGAACACUACCGAAAGGCCUGCGAAAGAACACACAAGAAAAAAAAUUCACAUGCGCGCGCACACUCAGACAUACACACCAACACAAAUACACAGAACCCAUGCAUGCACUCACACGCACAAACUACUUAUACACACUUAUAUAUGGUAGAGGUAUUUUGUACGUCUGUGUAUUUGUGCAUGUGAGCGUGCGUGUGUGCACAAAAUAAUUAUUGCAGUGAAUUUUUUAACCUUGUAGAUCUUUUCCCAUGUAGACCGUAUUGGACACUAUAAGCGUCCAAGCUUACUGUGGUAUAGAUUUAACCUAAAAACAAAUAAAAAUGAAAGGAAAGGAAAGGAAAGAAAAGACAAAUAAAAAAGAUUUGGCUCUAGAUUCGUCCUAAAAUAACGAUGGUCACAUGUUUGCCUUUUUUCGUGCGAUAAGCAUAGGAGAGUUGUUCUGAUUUGACACUGGUUUUUAUUUAUUAUCAUGGCAUUGAGGGAUUAUGAUGUUGAUGUUGUCAAGGUACAAGCCAGUUUUACUAACUCUACUAAAAUGGGAAUUUUUGAGUGGCUUGACGAAUGAAUGAUGAUUAUGAUUAAGACAUUUUCCUUUUCUCCCGCCCACAUUUUUUUUAUUUGAUGGUUCAGGUCAAGUUUACAAAAAAAAAAAAAAAAAAGUAUAUAUAAAUAUAUAUCAAUGACAGUAUUCGAGAAAAACCUUUGAAUGCCGUUAAUAAUAAUUUCCAAUUCGUUUUGCAUACACUGCCACUAAGAAGACGACUGUUAGUUGACCUCCUCCGCUUCAAAAUGACUAAAUUUCAAUUGCUCCAUGGUUCUCUUUUGUAUUUUUGAAAAAAAAAGAAAUAAAAGUAAAAGGAUAAUGGCAGAUUUUAGUAUGCAAACCGGCCCGAAUCCAAGUGAAUUGCUGCUCCUCACGUGCUCACUUUGAGACUGUUAUCAGCUGUAGAAUCCAACAUUAUGUGUGGAGAUCUCUCCAACUAUUAUUAUUUCUCAGUGAACGUGGUAAACGUUAAGCUAUUUGGAGCCAUGGGCUAGAUGAGAUCAAAGUGAACUGGACAGAAAUAGCCUCCUAAACGCAUUAAAGUGCUGUAUGUCCUGUUAGCGGCGGGCGACUGCUGGGACUCGGUGUUUGGGCCGGUGGGGUGACUCAAAUGCACUACUCCUGUUCCUAAAGCCCCACCUCGUGGCUCAAACAGCCGUCCUGGUUUUUGCCUGAUGGGAUAUACAGAACAAGGCAACAUCUACCGAACCACAAUAAAAUCAACACGGUCACUCUUCUUUAAUAUACCACAGGGAGAAAACUCUCCAGACAAUAAGAAACAUUCCCAAUUUUACCAGUAUCUAGACAUGGUGUGUGUAUUACGGAAGUGAGUUGAAAAGGUUGUAUUUUUGGUGUUAUGUCACUCAGAAGCUCUGUGUUCAUAUUUGGCUUCGUUAUACAUGUAUUUUAUUGAUAUUAAAGAUCCGCCGUGCAACUGCAAUCUGGCAACUGUGCUCACUUAUCUGAGAUGAGAGACAGCUUGGAAGUGUAGUUCAGAUGAUGACAAUUCAUUUAGACCUUCUCCUUUUUGGAAGCUGUAGGUUUGAAAAACAGUGCUACUUUGCACAUUUACUUCAAAAUCCUGUGCUUAAGCAUCGAAUUGUUUUACUUAAGAAAUUAAAUUCUAUGAUUUUCUUUUCAUUGUUUAUAAAGGAAAUAUCUUUUCUUAAAAGCUUGAUAAGAGGACUGCAUUGUUUUCUUGCAUAUAUGUUGCACUGCUUAAACCAAUAAGUGCACUACUGUUACCAGAGAUGUUCUAGUUUUUAGAGAUAAUCUUUUUUUUUAAUCAAAUAUUUGGUUCUGUAGUUCACUUGUGUUUGAAUAGCUUUGUUCCUGUUUUUGAUUAGAUGACUUUUUUCUUGGCUUUGUUGUCAUCACUUGCUGUUGUAUUUACUUUGUGCUGUUUAUGCAAGCAUUUUCUGUACUUCUCCUCUUUAUUUAUAUUUAAAGCAUUGUGAGCUUAUCCCUGGUCAGAUCCUAAUGAUGUACACCACUUCCAUCCCCAUCCCAACACUAUCCCAAUGCAGUUUAAUCAUUCAAGCAAAUGCUCCGUUUCCCUCUCAUUCAUACCAAACUAAAAAACAAAAGCAAAACAAAAAAACAUCAAAACCAUAAAACCACCAAAAAAAAAAAAACAAAAAAAAAAGAUUCGUAGUGUAUGCCUAAAUAUAUGAUACAUGUCUUUUAGAACAAGUACGUUUCUACAAGAAGGUCUUUGUGCAAAGCUUUUUAGUGCUGUCUAGGGAUCAAGCACAUGUCUGUAUGUGUUUGUAUGAGCAUGUGUGUGUGUGUGUGUGUGUGUGUGUCUAUGUACAAUUUGUGAUGCCUGAACUGUAGGGCUUCCUUUGCAAUAUGCAGUACAGGUACGGCAACAGUGACAACAUGUUAUUUUACAUCCUUAGGAGUACAUUUGGUAACUUUCUCAAGAACAAUUACUACAGAGAGUAACAUGAGGAACGUCAUGCUGUUAUAAGUCUGAAUAAUAUGAUCUGGCCUGACCCAAUCGCAUGAUUCUGUAUCGUUCUCCAGUGCUUUUUAACUCCGUAAUGCUGCAAAGUUUGGCCACGGGCUGUGUUGGAUGGGUCUGAGGUGCUGCCUAAGACCAGCACACUCGUCGGAUCUACAUCUCGUGUGAUUUCAGCUCGGUGUACCGUUUGUGUUGUUGAGUAGCGAUCUGAGAGGAAGAAGAAUGUUCCGCUGGUAACGUUCGCUCUUGCUGUUAUAGUUUUGAUGGUUCUGAAUCGUUGUGGUACACUUGAUAUCGUCCAGUAGAUAAUCCAUGAAUUAGAAUUGUAGUUUUUCAGAUUCAGGAACCGUCCGUGUGAAUUUCAACUGCAGCAAUUCACCGAAACGUUAUAGCGGAUCACACAUAUACGUGACCCUGGAGCACAAAACCAAUCAUAUGGGUCAAAUGUUUUUAAAUUGAGAUUUAUACUUCAUCUGAAAGCUGAAAUUCCAUUAAUGUGUGGUUUGUUAGGAUCGGACAAUAUUUGACUGAGAUACAACUAUUUGAGAAUCUGGAAUUUGAAAAUUUGGAGAAAAUCACCUUUAAAGUAGAUCUUAGCAAUGCAUAUUACUAAUCAAAAAUCAAGUUUCAUCGUCAUGGAACAUGAUCUUUACUUAAAAUCCUAAUGAUUUUUGGCAUAAAAGAAAAAUCAAUCAUUUUGCCCCAUACAAUGUAUUGUUGGCCAAGAGACUCAAGACUGCUUUUGUGCUCCAGGGACACAGAUGUCUUUAAAAGAAGAGUCAGGCCUGCAGAAACAUUCACAUUUCUACACAUUAAAGCACUUGAUGAGCGCCACCAGAGAGCAGAGAAAUCAAUAUCACUUCCGAAUAGUUUUCUAGAUAAAGUAUAUUGUUCAAAUAACAUCCAUUUGGUGGUGGUGGUGGGGGGGGGGGCUUAUAUUGGCCAUCAGCUGUGUCUUUACAGAUAGCCUUAAUCAUGUUUGACUCAAGCGACCAAAUGCACUAUUGCUUGUGAAGGUGCUGUUGCAAUUUCUAGUGUUUAUGUCACACAACCGGAUUUAUAUUUAAGAGAAGGGCAGAGAAAGCAACCUUGCAAUACAGUAUUGGAUUUAUGAAGUACAUAUAGCUUCAUGCAAACAGCUGACUUCUCUUCUCGGUAUCGAACCAUGCAUGAAGACAACAGCGUCACCGCUCCUAGUAUCAGGCUUCAUAUAUAUAUUAAAGCUGUCUCAUCUCGCUUGUGUUGAAGUGAGUGCUAUGAGGCUUUAAUGUCCGAUAUUACUGUUACUCUGUCUUUGUUCAUAUGUAAAAAAAGAAACGCAGCAACAGCAACGCAAAACAAAAAAAGAUGGUCUAUUUCACAGAGACUUUGUCUAGCCAACAUUGUGUAGUUUGUGAAAGUGUAACAAAUGUCAUAAAUGUCAUAGUCUACUCUCCGUCGCAUCUAGACUGGACACCGAAAAGCACUAUGACGAUCACUUCUACGGCUAGUUCAGACUUUUUCACAUUACUUACAGUAUAUAUAUUUACAGUUCAUAAUUGUAGAGUUAGCGUUUAUUUUUGUUUUCUGCUUAAAAUUGUAAUUUUACAAUACAUAUAAGUUUUCUUCAAGUGUACAGUAUAGAUACAGCCUUCUCUUUGCUAUUACAGUGAGUUUUCGUUGUAGGACUAGCACCUUCUUUUCUCCUUGCUUUUUAACAAAGGUACUUCAUUUAUAAAGAAUAUCUAUUCCUAGGCUUGUGGGCACAGAAAAGACUUUGGAAAACAUCACCGAUAUUUACGUAGGAGCGCAAGAGGUUUAGAGUGAAUAUUACUCUGAAAAGUUGAUUGAUUGUGUUGUAUGCUCAGAGACUAAGCUUUUCCAUAACUAUAUCAUAAUAAGAGCCCAGUCAAAUACUUAAGUCCGAUUCAGGCGGUGCAUUCUCCCGUCUCCAUCCAUAUUGACUCAAUCUAACGUCGCUGCAUUGAAAAGUUGUUUUCUUCUUCGAACGAACAAGCACCAAACUAAUUCACGACAAGCUAGAGCAUCCAUGUCUUCAUCAGCAUCUCCAGCAGAUAGUACUGUAACCAAAACAACACCUAACACUGUACACGUGGAGCUUUACAAUGCCUCUCCUUUGUAGAAGAAAAAAAAUGAUGAUGAAGUGCCUCUUUUUACAGAUCCAAGCUUAAUGAAGCUCACGAUAACACUGUUAUUUUUAUUCUGUAAUAAUAAUGCUUCACGAAACAGAAAAAACAAAACAAUAUCCACUGCCUAAAACGAACAGAUCCCAAGCAUGAGGACUACCAGCAAUAAUAAUGACAAAAAUAGAUCUGAAAUGUCACAAAAAGGACGUUUAAGGACCACUAAUAAGUAAGGGUGUUUUAUUAUGUUUUAACCCCUGAAAUCACCAAAAUGAAGCUUCUUUUAUACUACAAUAUACAGUGUUAUAUUGUGUCCAAAGUGCCCCUGUUAAAAUUAUGAAUAAUAAUACAAAUUUGCGUAUGUGUUCAUUUAAUUUCGUAUUUUUCAAACCUGCCUUUUUAUAAGUCGCGUAUUGUAAAUGCCCUAUUCAAAAUGUCUGCAUUUUCAAUAUGCAUUUUAUUGGACGUUUAUGUAUGUGUACAAAACUAAAACUAAACAAAAAAAAAAGGUUCUUCCUGCUCUAUUUCCUCUACUUCCUCUCUUCUACUCGGUUCUUUCCUAUAGAUGCUGAAUUUUUCCUUUCGAAGAUGUUAAUGCUGUGUGCUUUUGAGCAGUCGUUGUAAUACAUAAUCAGCAUAAUAUUGUGUGCACCGUAAUCGAUAUUUUCGAUGGUUUAUGUGAAAAGAGGUCAUUGUUGUUCUGUGAUAAGAUUUGCUGUGUAAAGCCGAGAUUAUACAGACUACUUUGUAAACUAGAGAAUAUAAGAGAGAAAAUGAAUACCGUUUUAAUCUUUGUAGUCGGUAGACAACUAUAUCAUAUGUUCAAUACCAAAUUUAUUUAAUCUUUUUUUUUAAUUCCCGCCAGAGGCUAGAUAUGUAAGCAUGCUUGUGAUUACACACUUUUUCCAGCACUUCUCUUUCUGCGUUACAGCUCUGAAUGGUAUUCGCUAUGGAUUAUAUGAUAUUCUUCUGCUUGUAUCAUAGGCUCAGAUCCAAAGACAAAGCAUUUACUCUAUUUAUGACUACAGAGUUUGUUCGUUUGUUUUUCAGAAACAAUAGAAAAUAUAUUUACAGGACAAAGUACAAUGCAGAUUUUAACAGGAGAAGCAAGCAAACGUAAAAUAUCUUUAGAUGGAUCAUAUAUAUAUAUAUGUAUAUAUAUAUAUAUGAUAUUCCAGAUACUGCAGUUUCUUUACUAAUCACACAAGGCAUACUUUAAGUAAUAAUGCUGACUACACAGUUUUGAAACAUGAUGUGCAUGAAAACACAAGUGUGCUCAUGUCAUUUGCAUGUUGAGGAUAGCUUUUUCUUGGCCACUGAAAGCUGGAAGUCCAUCUCCCGUAAUGAGCCUAGCUGGGAUUUGGACUAAGGAAGCGGAUAGUUUGCAUGCUUUUAGGGACACCCACAGUUUGCAACAGGGCCAUUUGCUAAAAGUACUCAGUAGAUUGUAUUUGAGGGCCGGCAAGGAAUGGACUGAGAGGUCUGUGAGCUACAUGUUUUGUGCUUUCUCUAUCUUCCCCAACCACUGUAUAGACGCAAAAGCCUCAAUCUGCUCUGUUAGAUGACACAUCACACCCCAGUUCACCAGUAAUAAAUGUGUUUCUGUAUAAUUAAUCAAACUAUUAAUCAACUAAACAGUCCAUUUAUGAAACCGAUUUUCUUCUGCUACUACAGUUCCAGACUCAUAAUGAAAAAUUCCUAAACAAAUGCAUUUUUCUUUCACCCGGUUGGAUUAAAUUCAAGAAUAAAUGUUUCUUUUUUAUUUAAAAAGGCUUUGGGAACUUUGCAUCAUAUCAUAACCAGUUUUGCAUAGUUCCCUUGUAUUUUUGUUGUUGUUGUUUCUUUAUCCUUCAAUGUUUUAACCUUUAUUUUAACCAUUCUUAUUGUACCAAAUGUGCUAUUGUUUGAGCAACACAAAGCAAACCAAUUGAGUAGUCCAAAGCUCCUAAAGUCAUUUAAACAUAAUUCAUUAUUAUUAUUUUGUAUGUUUAUAUUUGAUCUUGGACUCUAAAAAGUCAAGUCAGAAAAGCUGAGUUUAUGUCAACACCAAAGAAUUAUGUUGAAGAAACACAAUGCGUAAAACAUACUGAAAUUGGAUCAUACUUUUGAGAUAUGUGCAUCAUUUUUCAUUAAGUGCUAUGAUAACUUGUUUUUUGAUUCCACAGUGACUCCUUUCAUCAGUUUUCGAUUUGUAAAAGUUAAUUCUUCAGUAAAUAUGAUUUGCUUCUGUAACAUCAAACAUGAAAUCAAUUGCACUGAUGCAAGAUAAACUGAUGUGUUUAUCCUCAUCUUUUUCGUUCUUCAUUAUUUCAGCUGCUCUGCUUCUUGCGGUGGAUGUUUAGAUCCACGUGUUAUUUGCCAGCAUGGACCAAGUGUUUUAUUUCUUUUGUUUGCACGUAACGGUUUCAUUUACCAAAAGCUGACGUUUAUAGAACAGCUCUAACAAAUUUGAAAAUGAAACAUCAAAUGAAAUAUUAAAUACAAUUAGUAAUGGAUUCUUUCUGCGUAAAUCAACAUAGAAGUAUGUGAGAGAUUAGUAUCACGUUUUAUCUUUAAGGACCAAUUUCCCAUUUUUCUUUAUAACAUAUUGUGAUAUCAUAUAAUCAGUGUAAAGUGUCAUGUGAAUAUUUGGAUGGAAACAGUAGAACUUUACCCCUUGACAAAUAGACAAUGUAGUAAACUAGCUUGUUUAGCUCUGUUGGUCCAGAUGCACGUUAGGAUACACUUUUAUCCCUAUUUUUGUGCUAUAAAAAUGUUUGGGUGACUACAUAGAAACCUAGCUGAUCUAACAAUCAAAGUUUUCAAAAAGAUUUGGUAUUUUUCACUAUUUAAAGCCAUAUCUUAAGCCUUGUUUUAUUCUUGCACUAGCACAUCAUUUAUUUUCACAAAUUUCAUAUUGAAGCAUUCAAACUGAGUGAAUGUGGAGCUGUUGUAGUAAAGGUAUUAAACAUCUUACAGUAUUCAAGCAACCUUAAAAUCAAAUUCUGCAGUAUGCGUUUAAAGUUACUUUGUCCAAUUUCUAUUAUCGUUGUGAAAAAGUUUGAUUGCUUUAUAAUACCUGCUGUUUAGAGAUAUACAAUAAGGUUUUUUAGAGUGUGCACAAGGCCAUUUUAUCAUUUAUUUUUAUAUGUCAGACACUGGACUACAAUAAUUUUUCACAAAUUUGUGAGACAUCAGUCAAGCCAAGUCAAAUUGUAAUUUGAUUUGUAUAGGGCUUUCAUGAACACAAAACAGCACAGCACACAGAUUUCUCACACGGGGAUGUCUACAUUCAACUGUCUCUAAAUUCACAUUUUGUAGGGAAAACGCCAGUUUUCAAUCACCCUGAAUUUUAAACAAUCAUUCUACAAAAUCUAGGAAAAUGUAAGAAUUGUAAAGAAAACCCCUCAGCAAAGUUAUUGCAUGAUAAAAUGUCAAACGCAAACCACUUCCACGAAAACAACAACUGAGAGAAACCACUAAGCAGAAACCACAGUUGAUCCCUGUAGCAAUCCUCAUUGACCACUUAUCAAACCAGAAAAGAAUUUUGCACUAAAAUUAUUCUUGGUCUUCUUCGAUAAAUAGCAAUAGAACACUUAACAUAAACACGAACCAACCACACGUAACAGCGGAGGCUUUCUGUGCUCUUUAAAGAUGCUGUUUUCUUUCUUUUUAUAAAAAGACAUUUGCGUUAUUUGUUUAUACAGAUACAACAGUGGAGAUGUGUAGUGAUGCUGAGGCUGUAAAGUUGGGUAGAAAUGCUGUUAAAGAAAACACAUAUAACAUGUCCGAGUUUUAGGUCCAUUGAAUGAUAUGCUUCCUGUUUCCUCUUGCGAUUGUUCUGAACAAUUCUUUUACAAGCUCCGAGGAAAAAAGAAGAAGGCUGUCCCAGAAACAUGAAGACACUUCUUUUUGUGGUGUUUCAUAUCCAUAUAGGCCAACUUGCUUGACUCUAGGGAGAGAUGUGAGAGUCGGAGACCUUCAGUUGAGUGCAAACAUAUACUUAUUGCUUCAUGUUAUUAAAUGAGUUGAUCUUUUCCAAACACUUUGUCUGUACUGUUGUGUUUCUGGGACUUCAUUUAAGGGAUGUUUUGUCACAGGUUGGUUUCUAGCCUGUGUUGGUUUCUAAAUCCACACAUAAAACCUACUUAAAGUCCUUAUCCAUAAAGGAAGAAAGCAUGAUUGAAACUGGAACGUCAAAGGUUUCCUAUGCCUAACUAUAGGUGAUCAGUAAUAACUUCUAGCAAUUAUACGUAGUGAUGGUUUUUUGGUUUUUCUGGAAUAGUGGCUUUCCUGUUAAAACUGCUUCGUGGUGUUGUUGGAAGGUGUUGCAGUUUGUCUCAAUAUGUUGAGUGUUAGAGGAAGCAUAAGUAUGUGCCUUCAUGUAAUCUUCUUGGUGAGCUUGUUUUUAUGAAGAAGCUGAAGCCAGCCAGUUGUGUUUGCACUAAAACCAAAUUGCUUUCGUGAUGUUGGUUAUUUGAGCAAGCUUGUUGCGUCACUUUAGCAGUAUGCAUGAGGGUGAGCCUUGGUAAGUUCUAGGGAUAGAGCUCGUGUCUUUUUACUUCUAAACUAGUGCAGCUUAGGAAAUCCCCAGAAUAGUAUCUCUGCUUCGUUCUGUUUCAUUUCCACCAAAUCAUCCAACCACGUCAUCGUGUCUUGCAGUGACAUAUUCCAUAAUGUGCAUACAAAGAAAUAUAAUAUUACAUACCAUACGAUAUUAGAGUAUUUAACACGUCUGUGGAAAAGACUGUCACACAUUUCUCUGAGUAAGUGGGAGUGCAUGAGUUCAUGAGGUCGCCUCAAGACUAUUGGUCAUGUUAUUAUUGGUUCUUUUGUGCUGUUUUAACUAAGUAAGUUUGUGUUGCAUUUGUAAUUUAUUUCUGUUUUGUUCAUUGAAACCUAAAAAAGGCCUACAUGCUUUUCAGUCUUACAAAUGCACCUUAUUCUCACCUGUCUGGAACAGACAGGCCUUGUAAUAUCUCUAAUUUAGCACCUUACUACACAGCAUGAUUUCACUUUAUGCCAGUUUUGCUAUACUUCCAUGCAUAUGAUUUGAAAGAAAAAUAAAACCUUAUAUAUUUUGUGAAAAUAUUUAAAGGGAUGUGCCAAAGUUUGGAGGCGAUCUCCCUUGUUUGUAUGUUUAUUAUGACUUUUUUUUUUUUUUUCCUUCUGCUUCAGUUAUUUCAGUGGUAUCUCAUGUAAUCUUUCUUACAAAUGUGUUUAGAAAAAAAAAAUCAGCAAAACAGUAUCAUUACUUGCCAUUUUACAGUAAGCCCUGUAUUUUCACGUAUAUUUACCAGUGAUGUGUAUUUGUUAUUAAACAGAAAAUAGCUGUAAAAGCUUCAUUAUGUUACAUAAUAUUGUGACUUUUUUCGAAAAACUGUGAAGACUUGCAUAUACUUUAUACAGAAGUAUUAAGCCUUAAUGCAAAAGACUAAAAAAAAAAAAAAAAAAAGAGUGGAAGAAUAACUGAUUGUUGCAAAGUAAGGAUGAUUUUUUUGUAAAUGUUACCAGCACCUUUUUUUGUAAUUUUCACUCUCUGAGGUAUUGUAAGUUCACUCUGUUUGUGAAGUUUGAAUAUGAAGGAAUAAAAAAAUAGUACUUUCCUGUACAUUAAAGAA
This is a messenger RNA of Carassius auratus (goldfish), 13107 nucleotides long. Its product is annotated as zinc finger and BTB domain-containing protein 20-like. The transcript has 4 exons. Gene Ontology annotation, biological process: regulation of transcription by RNA polymerase II. Gene Ontology annotation, molecular function: protein binding; DNA-binding transcription factor activity, RNA polymerase II-specific; RNA polymerase II cis-regulatory region sequence-specific DNA binding. The record is from RefSeq and is a predicted model, not a curated record. NCBI's taxonomy places the organism in Eukaryota, Metazoa, Chordata, Actinopteri, Cypriniformes, Cyprinidae. The coding region runs from base 492 to 2573 and encodes 693 amino acids.